This is a messenger RNA of Chelonus insularis, 3175 nucleotides long. RefSeq lists its product as uncharacterized. The coding region runs from base 72 to 2882 and encodes 936 amino acids. Gene Ontology annotation, cellular component: extracellular matrix. The record is from RefSeq and is a predicted model, not a curated record. Gene Ontology annotation, molecular function: metalloendopeptidase activity. Lineage: Eukaryota; Metazoa; Arthropoda; Insecta; Hymenoptera; Braconidae. The transcript is spliced from 10 exons. Gene Ontology annotation, biological process: extracellular matrix organization; proteolysis.
ACAAUUCUGUAACUUUUAUUUUAUGUUUUUUUCAUGGAAGAUUAAAAGUUAAUUAUUUCAUUUAUAUUUAAAUGAGAAUUGUUUUCUUUGGAGAUAAAGUGAAGAGCAAUGGAUUAAAUACAAAAGGAACAAACCAGUGUAAUGGAUGGGAAAUAACUAAAGAAGGAGCUAAAUACAUUCAAUUAGAUCCAAACCUUUGUCCUGGAAACUACCCUAAAAAGAACGAUUCAGAACUAAAGUCUGAAUCAAAACGUUUACGAAGACAUUCAAAACAAUUUAAUUAUCUACGUAAUGAUUCGUUAUCCCAUCAGCCUUAUCGUGUUUUUAAAACAUGUGGAAAUUAUCGUCGCAGAAAAAGGGUACUUACUAUUUGUGAUUCUAAUGAGCAAUUUGACUUGACUGGAGAUGUUGCUGUACCAGAAUAUUCUAAUAAUUUUGAAGUGCCAACUACUAGAUUAUUUCAUAGUGAGAAUGUUGACUAUUCAUCAAACGAAAAAGCAUUAUAUGAUAACGAAUCUGGCAAUCGCAUAAUGAGAGACUCGGAUUUUAAAAAAGUUUUAGGACCAAAGGUACGAUGGAUAAAAAUUGUAAUUGGAGUAGACUAUGAUGUUAUAGAGUUUCAUGGCAUACUCACUCAACAAUAUAUUUUUACUGUUUUCAAUAUUGUCAGCACGUUAUAUAAACAAAUAUCAACACUCUAUGAAAUAAAUAUCGUCAUUUUGAAGAUUUUAAUGUAUCCGAACUCUCAAGAUAGUGCAAUACUUGGAGAACAUGAAAAAUAUCCUCUAUAUGGUGCUAACAAAUGGAGUCGAGAAUUGAAAGAUAAAUUUUCUAUGGCAAUGUGGUACACUCAUUAUCCAUUAAGUGUUCAUGCUAAAACCUGCUAUAAUUCUAAAAUGUGUGAUCAGCAAUGGUCUUGUAUUGUUAUUAGAGAUGAUGGCUGGAUUUCUAGCAUUAAAAUUGCUCAUGCUAUUGGUCACCUUAUUGGGUUAACGCAUGAUGGAGAUUUAGAUUAUAAUAAUACAUGCGCUGCUGAAGCUAUUUUGGAGGGAACUAUUAUGGGGAAAAGUUUACCAGAUGUAAUACCAGUUCCUAUAUGGUCUAAAUGCUCUAGCAGAGAGUUUCAUACAUACAUAGAUAAUUAUCGAUGCUUGGCACGACCACCAAUCAGUCAUGAGGUAGCCGGAUAUUUGACUGGAAUUUUUUCAUUAGACGAUCAAUGUCGUAUCGAAUUUGGAGAAAGUUUCGUAUUUUGUCUUGCUGUUACGAUAACUGAUCCUUGUCGAGAAUUAUGGUGCAGUAGAUCUGCAUCACGGAAAAGAAUUUGUACAACUCGUAAAACCCCUACCUUAGAAGGUACACCUUGUGGUCGUGGAAAGAAAUGUCUGAACUCUGUAUGUACUGACCCCCAUAGAAAUAUUACGGGAAAUGCACCAUCUAACGAUCUCCCUGAUGAAGUAUCUUCAACUCCUUCAUCUAGUUGGUCUCCAUCACUAAAUUGGUCUACUCCUAUCGUACCAUCAUUGCCUGGAUCAAAUGAAACACAAAGCAUGCCAUUACCAUCAUCUCCAAUAAAUUGGCCUCCUCUAAAUUCUUCAUCUAGUUGGACACCAUCUGGCCCUUCUUUACAACCUCCAACAAACUGGACAAUGCCCCCAGCUGCUUCUCCACCUUCUUCUAAUUGGACUUUACCCGCUCCAUCUCAGUUACCUGCACAACCUCCUUCUAAUUGGACUUCAUCAGCUUCAUCCCAACAACCUACAGAAAGUUGGACUCAACAUCCACCUCCAUAUCCUCCACCCUUAACAGGAAACGGUCAACCAGAUACUUUAUCUAACUGGUCUCAAUCCACUGGUCUACCUAAUGGUCAACAGAAUGGUUUUCCUAAUGGGCUACCUAAUGGCCAACAGAAUGGUUUUCCUAAUGGGAUACCUAAUGGCUUGCCUAAUGGUCAACAGAAUGGUUUUCCUAAUGGGCUACCGAAUGGCUUUCCUAAUGGGUUACCAAAUGGUUUCCCUACUGGACUACCGAAUGGUAUUCCAAAUGGGCUACCGAAUGGUAUUCCAAAUGGACUACCGAAUGGUAUUCCAAAUGGGUUACCAAAUGGUUUCCCUACUGGACUACCGAAUGGUAUUCCAAAUGGACUACCGAAUGGUUUUCCUACUGGGAUAUCAAAUGGUUUUCCUAAUGGGUUACCGAAUGGCUCACCUAUUGGUCUACCUGCUCCUCCAUCUAACUGGUCUCAAUCUAAUGGUCAAGUAGAUACUUCAUCCAAUAGUCUACAGAACGGCCUGCCUAAUGGACUACCAAAUGGUUUGCCAAACGGUGUAUCCAAUGGCCUGUCCACCUCUAACGGAGUAUCUACUUUGACAAAUGUUCAACCUUCAGGAGCAAGACCUAACUGGAUGCCACCGUACUAUAGCCCACCAAGUGCACAAACAAAUUGGCCAAACCCACCCUCUCUACCAACACGAAAUUGGCCUUCAGAUUCUUCAGCUUAUUCACUCAGGUCGCUCGACAACAGUAGAUCAUUAACUCCCUCAUCUGUAUGGUAUUCAAGUAAACCACAAACUUCCUCAGCAUCCUCGCUGAAUAAUCAAUCAAUCUUCAACUCACGUAACUAUUCACCCAAACAAUUAGCAUCCUCUAAUCAACGAUCACAAAAUAAUUCAGCACCUAAUUUGCUUGAAAAUCAAUUUUAUUCGUCAUCUAAUCAUUCAAUGCUCCAUAAUUUAUCAGAAGACUUACUAACACAUCGAUCGCUAGAUAAUUCAUCAGUUCAACCUUAUGAUCAUUUACAAAACAACACAAUGAAUCAUUUACUGAAUAAUACACUCGAUGCUUCGAAAUUGCGCUCGCCAUCGGGUCCAUUCUUCAAUUAAUUAAGACUUCCAUUAGAGCUUCUUAACUUUCUUAACAAAUAGUCUUCUACCAAAAUAAUUAUUAAUGAACUGAAGUGUGAAAAAUGGAUAUUUCAUAGAUAAAAAAAGUUUUUGUGUCAUGGACAUAGUACAUCAUACAAAGCUCCCAUUAUGAGAACCGCUUGAAGCUGAACAUUCCCUCGUUAUCUGUACUUUUUACGAGUGUCACCAAAGUGCACGACUGUAUUCCUAUUUAUUGUGAGAAUCCAACAUGUGGCUGCCAGUUGCAGUUAGUGCACCCGUCACAGUGAAAA